AUGGAACCCCCAAAACAUCAAUACUAGUUCCCGCAGAGCCCGACGGCCCUUUUUCCUUAGCCUGCCAAAAUAAAAAAUAGUCCGUAAUAUUUAAAAAUUUGGUCCCUCGUUAGCCGAGAAUCGCAAAUCGGGAAAUUAUUUCUCGACAAAAUCAUCAAUGAUGGGCGCGGUCGUGGUUUAAUUUUCAAUGCGAGUUGUGCUUGUGUCAGUAGAGGACAGAAGAUUUGAAGAAAAGAAAAGUAAGAGAAAGAGAGCGAAAGAACGGGACACGAAGACGAAGCUGCAGGAGCGACCUCAGUGUUUUCAGUUACGAGAUAACGCGGAUGUCGGCGAUUCUCGGUUUCGCCAACGAAAAAAACAGUGCUUAAAUGUGCUUUAACAUGAUGUCGCAGUGAAAAAUCGACAUUCCCUCAUCUAAAGGGACUGUCCUGGAGUGGGAACCUCGUCAGGUCCAUCUGUGAAGGAGGUUCCUUAUCGUACGGGAAUCGGUGGACCUAGUGUGGGGUACAAACCAACCCCGCAGCACAGUUCGCAUUCGAGGCAUCCUCUGCCAAAUUUUUCUCAGGACUCGACUGAUUCGCCGAACGCCACUUCUCUCCUUCAUAUCAACAUCUGCACUCAGGAAAAUAAUAUGCGUGGUCCUGUACUGAAUAUAAGCCCUGGCUUGGCAGCCAGUGGAGUAGACAUGGAAUAUCGCAGAAGUGCACAAGGUUCAAGUCAACUACCCCUGAACUCUGUUCAAAUUCAGCCUUCGCCUCCAUUUUACAGGCCACCUAGUCAAGACGAUGGUAGAAAGAGCGAAUCUCCAUCGAGGAAGCGUCGCAGAAUUUCUCGCAAUGGCACAGUUUCCGGAAUUGAAGUACAAGAGUCGGCACCACCGGCACCGACUCCACCCUUACAUACACCAACUCCGCCCUGGGAAGUGGCACCAGCCCAACGGCGAUCAUCUCGUAGCCACCUGGCGGCACGUGGCAGCCCACCAAUCAGGAAUCGAUACCAGCGAUACACCGAAUCGUUUACACCGUCGUGCCCAUUCCUCCAGGGAGUGCACAAUCCCCACCUGCCUUCUUCUCACAAUGUGCACCCAGGACUACACAACAACCACCAGCACCAACACCAGCACCAACAUCAACAUCAACACCAAAAUCACAAUAUUCACAAUCUGCAUCAUAGUCUCCAUGACCCUCAACAUAAUAUGCAUCAUGCUCACCCGUCCCAUGCUCAUCAUCCGAGCGGUUCGUCUCAUCAUCCGGCUCAAGGAACCAGUGGGCCAGUUGUUGUCGAAGUUGGUCAAGUUGGCGUCUCCGGUCUGGGAGUUGCUGUCAGUGGUGAAACUCUCUGGCAUCCUCAGACUGCGGGUUACAGACUACCCUGUCAUGUUCAUGGAUAUUAUGCACCGCCUGGACCACACGCAUUUGCGCAUUCGUGUCAGGUGACGCAUCCACAUCACCAUAAUCACUAUUCAACUCCUCCUGGACAUCCCGGUCAUCCAGCACAUCCUGGACACCCAGGACAUCCAGCGCAUCCUGGCCACGCCGGACAUCCUGGUCAUCCUGGACAUCCCGGACAUCCAGGGCACCCGGGACAUCCAGGUCACCCAGGGCACUCGAGUCAUAGUUUAGUCGGUUCUAUAGUGGGUGCUGCUCCUCGAGGAUUCCCUGCUCCAGGACCAGUUGCUGCUCUUCAUCAUCCACAUCCGCCACCUCCGCAGGUUCACACGACGCAUUAUACUGCUCAUCAUCAACUAACUCAACCAGUCUUGCAGAGGGAAGUCGAAUUGGAGUUGUUGGGCUCCCACCGAGGCGGCAACACAGUCGCUCCACCACUACCGAUAACUCAUUCCUACAAUCCGCAGACGAUAACUCAUGUCACGACGCAACCCUCGAUUUUCUUGUCCGAGGUGCGUGGAAAUCAACUGGAAAUGCUUCAUGCAAGAACUCGACCAACUAGCAAUCCUCGUCGACCCAGGAACAACAGAAACAACAGCUGGCGAAGACCGGCUUCUAUAGCACCACACACACCUUUCCCAGGACUAUUGCUCCAUUUCUUGACAAUGUUCAGCAAUCCACCGCUAUCGCCGUAUGGCCAGGCUGAUCUCUCGUCGGCUGAUGCAACUGAAAAUGAAAAUUACGAGGCUCUCCUGUCCUUAGCUGAGAGACUUGGAGAGGCAAAAGCUAGGGGUUUGUCACGUUCCGAGGUUGAUCAACUGCCUUCUUACAAAUUUAACCCUGAUUCGCACGAAGGCGAUCAAACAAACUGCGUCGUUUGCAUGUGCGAUUUUGAAGUUUUGCAGUCACUCCGCGUCCUGCCUUGCUCACACGAAUUCCACGUUAAGUGUAUCGACAAGUGGCUUAAGUCCAACCGAACGUGCCCAAUAUGCCGAGGCGAUGCCGGCGAGUAUUUCAGCAAUGGUAGUACAACCAGUGAUUGACGUCGUGAUGCCCAGGUGCAUUAGCGCCAAUUCUCAUCAACGAGAAGGCUCGUCCUGGCCCAACUUCCAGCCGUCACAUUACUGGUUUGUUCAAAUCCGUGCCGAUAAUUGGCCUCAGCUCCUCCCCAGAAACCCCUAGCGUGACAAAGAACCAUAUCUAACCACACCAGAUAUACUUGGAAGCAUCAGGACGGUUUCUGGAAUAUUAUCCAUUGGAAGUCGCGCUUGUAGCUUCUGCCAAAGAGGGACAACGAAGGGCGUGUCUUGGGCGGCAUUGUUUGCAAUCAAAGACGAGUUCUCUGCAAGUUUGCGUCACGAGACGAUUUAAAACCCGAGACUCCUCCUCGCCUGUUUAUUACCUUUUUUUCUCUCCCCCCCCCCCCUGUUUGAUUUUUUUUUUAGUUAGUCUAGGUUUUAAUUACCACGCAUUUCGCAUUGCUCGCAAACUAAUCCUUGCAUUAAUCGAGUUAGGAUUCAAUGUAUUACCACAUAAGGGGAAAAUGGCGUGAGAAGGUAGCUGGUUGCACGCACUUGAUGAGAAUUCAAUUUAGGAAUUCUCUUCGGCGAUAUAAGAAAGGAAAAAAAAAGAAGAUAUAUUGUUGUGUUUAGUAAUCCUUGUUAGUCAAGUGAGACACCAAGCACGCUGAGCUCUAUCCAGUUAUAUUUUAGUUGAAAGAUUCAAUUGGUUGUGUUUGAGUUGAGUCGAGUCGAUGUAUGGAAUCGUUAAAAGCGAUUGUAAAAUUCUAGCACGUGCAACCAGUCGCGCCUGUGUGCAUUCGGAGUUUAUAUCUUAAAUGGAAACACACUUUAUGUAAUAUGUAUAGUUGUAACUCGCCACCUUUCCAUUAACAACAGCAACAAUAAUAACAAUGUUUUAGAUUAUUUUCUUCUUUUUAGUACAUUGUUCGAAUUUAUGAAUGUAGUUGUAAAUAUACAAUUGGGGAGGACACGUGUAACCAAAUCUAGCGCUUAGGUUUUUCUCUGAUAAGAAAAGAAGGCAAUGCUAAUUGUAGGCGUUUGCGUGUUUCGUAAGGCCAGGUGAUUGUUUUAAUCCUUAAACUAUUUUCUAGGUAUGUUUAGCAAUUUAGGUGCUCUAGAUAGGAAGAAUUAUUUUAAUUCGAGUCUCUUGGAACUCUUUGAUUUCCAAAAAACUCUUUGUUUUCUAGGUUUCUUGUUUUGUAGUCUCUUUGUUCAUUGUUCGACGGUUCUCUCCUCGGGUCUUUCCUAUUCCAACGAUUCAGGUUUCCGGCAUUCUUUUUUCCUUCUUUCUUCCUUCCUGAGAUACUGGAAACGAUUCAGAGUCUUCUGAAAAAAGGUCUUCUGUAAGUUUCGAGUGUUUCAGAGAAAUCCAUAGCCUUUUUUUUGGUAAUAUCCCGAGUCACGAAGAAGAUAAUGAAAAAAAUAUACAAAUCGAAAUAUACGAAAGCAGCUUCUGUUUCCUGCGUAUCUACCUCUAACAGAAGAUAAUGAGACGAUUAAUAUUUUUUUAUAAGCACACCUUGUAAAAGAUAAUCUAAAAAAGAAAAAAAGUAUGGUAGAUGAGAAAAAGUAAAAAAAUAUCGAAAAGAAACGUUAUAUGCAAUAUUGGAAGAUGUUUAGUGGAGGAUGUUAAUGAAAUUAACGCUUAGAGAUUAUCGUCAAAGUAACCCCCUCCCCCCGUAUAAUGUGUGCCGCGUUUAGCGCUUCGUAGUGAUUCUAAACUUGGAACGGGCUGAAGAAAAUGAUAAACAUAACUUUCUUAUUUCUCGCGUAUGGUGCAUUUUUCAAUGGCUUCUCGUAAUGGCUCUUCAGUGGUCAUUCUUUGCUAUAAUUAGGAUGAUAGUCUCUUUGAAAUAGAGUGUAAGAGAUUCUUAAUCUUCGAAUGUCUGUAUAAUAUGCUUACUCGAUCUGUUACGAUGUUGAUAAAGUUACGAUUAUUGCAAUAACAACAAGCACAACAAUAAAAAAAGAGAAGAAAAUGAAAAAAAGUCAUCGCACAAUCGAUUCACGCUUAUCAGUUGCGUGGACAGUUUCUGAAAAUUGAAAAUUGUCACCUUGUCGAAUUUUCUGCACGCUUGAAUCGUCAGAAUAUGAAGAGAAAGAAUGAAAGAUCGCUUUUGGUACCUCUUUGACUCUCCUUCCAUUCAUUGCGUGCCUUUACUGUACUAACCGAUCGCCAAGAAAACAUUCCGAGGAAACGUAUUUAGAGGAUAUUAACGUAUUUGCAGGAAUUCACGUGAAAAAGAAAAAAGAAACACAAUAUACGUAAAGAUAAAGUCGUGUGAGAUGUUUUUUUUUGUUGUUGUAUGAGGAAAUCGGGUGAAGCUGUUGCUAGACGUUGUAUGCUUUUGCUCAAUCUCGCUUUUUCUUUGGACUCACAUUUUCGUCUUUGAUUUUGGGAUUCGUUUUUCUUUGAAGAAGGGAAUUCUAAGGUGUGCGAAUUUUUCCAAAAGCUCGACUCGCAAGACAUCAAAAUUGUAAAAGACAGUGUGUUGAUCUUAGCAAGUAAGGACACAUAUCGUUCUUUUUUUAAAAAUUGUGUUAUCUUUUUGUACUUUAGAUUUAAUAGAGUUGUUGUGUCGCAAUGAAGUUCGUUUGAACCAUAGCCUAACUACAUGUUGUCAAAAGGGACGAGCGUUUGAUCGGAAAGUCUGUCGCGAACGUGUAGUACAGUUUUCGAAUUAAAAAAAAUCCAAACUCGAACUUUGGGCUACUUAAAAAAAAAAAAAAACUUGUUCUUUGCCUAGAAUGCUAAGAGUUGAGGAAACUGAGAACUCUGCAAAUUGAGACUUUGUUGGAUUUAUUUUAAAAAAAUGAGCCUGGAGGGUAAGCGCUGGACAACGCAAUGUGAAGCUGUGAUAGUGAAAAUCAAACCAACAAAAGUCUCAGAUGCUCGAGAGAGGAUCCUUGCUGUAAACGAAUGUUGUUGUCGAGUAUCUUGUAGACGGUGCAAUUUUUCAUCGGAGACCUUAAUCUGUCCAACGCUCCGUCCCUUAAUACGCUUAGAUUAAGAAAAUGUAACUAUCUAUAAGGUGUACCUUGAAAAAAAUACCUACCGAUCGAUGUGUGAUGUGCUGCAUCCCCAUCGAAAAUCUUUAUUGACACCUCGAUCUUCUUUCGAAUUUUUAAGGCUUUAAGGCUCACGAAACUGUAAAUAUCAUUAACGCAUUCUAGAAAAUAUUAGUAUGAAAAAAAGGGGGGGAAUAGGUGGCACUAACUUUGAAUAUUUCUGACUUUCCUGGUUGGGGGGAGGGGGGGGGGGGGUUUGAAAUAAGAUCGAGAAGUCGAUGAGUGAACAGUACCAAAAGAAAUUCUUAUUCCACUAUAGUCGCAACCCGAGAUCCGCUUCUAGAUUAAAUGUAAACUUAUCGUGUUUGCAAAGGGAAAGAUAUAUGCACGUGUACAUUUAAAUUAGAUUAGGGUGGGCAAGCCUUUUAAAAACUAAAAAAGUAACUUUUGUGAUCGCCGUGAUUUUUGUGUUGUUGUACGUGACUCGAGAGAGAAAGAGUUUUAAAAAAAAGUCGGUGGCAAUCGAAUAAUCAUGGUGGUGUGUGCGAGUAUCUUUUGUUUCUUCAAGAUAUUAAAUGACAAAGAAAGAGAAAAAAAAGAUUGAACCCUUUCUCACUUUGGUGCUUGUAUUCGCAAUAGAGUUAAAUUGGAUGGAAGUGACGCUGGUACCAUCGCGUGUCUUAUUAUUUUGUUGGCAAAUUAGGAUUAUUCUAAUUGCGUUGAUAAUUUGAACUUUUGAGUAGAUGUACUAAAUUGCCAUUGGUAUGUGUUAGAAUAUUGUAUGGGUCCGAUUUUAACUGUAGUUAUUUGUACGCUAUUAUUUAAUUUCUAUAUUCGUUUAACUGUUGUCGUUUAAUUAAUGCGAUUAAUACUUGUACGGCUAUCGCUUAGAAAAAUCACUUAUACAGUUUAUUAACAUUUGUCUCCUCCGCUACCGGUAAGAGUGGAUUUUCCACAGAAAAAAAAUCUAUAAAAAUAAAUAUUAAAAAAAAAAACAGUGAACAGUGCACACAUGGCGACUGGUAAUUAUUAUUCAUAAUAACGAUUCAAUACACCACAAAGUAACGAUGUACAGAAGCAACCAUACGAUGCCAAACGAUUCAUGUUAUUAUUAUUAUUAUUAAUCGCUAUCAUUACUGCUACAUAUUAUUAAAGAAAUUAUAUGUUCUUUUCA
Molecule: messenger RNA, 6593 nt
Organism: Belonocnema kinseyi
Lineage: Eukaryota; Metazoa; Arthropoda; Insecta; Hymenoptera; Cynipidae
Gene: mura
Product: E3 ubiquitin-protein ligase RNF38-like
Exons: 9
Coding region: 632-2431 (599 amino acids)
Source: RefSeq, a predicted model, not a curated record